AUGACCACUGUCACUCAUCAAAAUCCAUUAACAACUUAUGAUAUCAAUCGUCAAAUACCGACUGAUCAAUUAUCUUCCACAAAUGUUGAUAAAGUUGUUCAAUCUGUUACAAAUGCAACUAAGCGUUUAUCACAAAUCUCAACAAAUACCAAUACUUCAUCCAAAAAAAGAAAAUCACAAAACAAAAUAGGACCUUGGAAAUUGGGUAGAACUUUAGGUAGAGGUUCAACAGGUAGAGUAAGAUUAGCUAAAAAUGUUGAAACAGGUCAAUUGGCAGCUGUUAAAAUCGUUCCCAAAUCAAAUUUUAAGAAAUUUGAAAAUCCAAAAUAUAAAAGAGGUGUUUUGGAAGAUGGAGAUGAUGAAGAUGCACAAAGAUUACCAUAUGGAAUUGAAAGAGAAAUUAUUAUCAUGAAAUUAAUGUCACAUCCAAAUAUUAUGGGAUUAUAUGAUGUUUGGGAAAAUAAAAAUGAUUUAUAUUUGAUUUUGGAGUACAUUGAAGGUGGAGAGUUAUUUGAUUAUUUGAUCAAAAAGGGGAAAUUACAAGAAUUCGAGGCAAUCAACUAUUUCAAACAAAUCAUUAAUGGUAUAAAUUAUCUUCAUCAAUUUAAUAUUUGUCAUCGAGAUUUGAAACCAGAAAAUUUAUUAUUGGAUUUUAACAAAAAUAUUAAAAUAGCUGAUUUUGGUAUGGCUGCAUUGGAAGUAAAUGAAAAAUUAUUAGAAACUUCAUGUGGUUCACCUCAUUAUGCAUCACCUGAGAUUGUUGCAGGCAAAAAUUAUCAUGGUGCACCAUCAGAUAUUUGGUCUUGUGGUAUUAUUUUAUUUGCUUUAUUAACUGGUCAUUUACCUUUCGACGAUGAAAAUAUUAGAAAACUAUUAUUAAAAGUUCAAAAUGGUAAAUUUAUUAUACCUCAUGAUAUAAGUUGGGAAGCAAAAGAUUUAAUUACGAAAAUGUUGAAAGUUAAUCCAUUUGAUAGAAUUGAAAUUGAAUCUAUCUUGACUCAUCCUUUGUUAACAAAAUAUCCAGACCCAUCAAUAUCAUAUGCUUCAACUACUACUUUGGAUGUCCGAAAUUUGAAUGUAAAACCAAUUGAAUCAGUAGCAAAAAUUGAUAAAGAAAUAUUGAAAAAUUUAUCAGUUUUAUUUCAUAAUUGUGACGAAAAGACAAUCAUUUCAAGUCUAUUGUCACCAUACAAAUGCCCGGAAAAGAUGUUUUAUUAUCUUUUGAUGAAAUAUAGAAAUGAGCAUGUUGCAAGUUUAAUCUCAAAUGAUACAUUGGAACUAGAAGCUACAAAUACUAAAAAGUCAUUGCCAAGAUCAACUUCAAUCGUUCACACAAUCAUAUUUGAUGAUGAAACAGGUGAAGCAAUUACAACAACCACGGAAAGGAAACCAAUAACCAAAUCAGCAUCAAUUUAUUCAAAUAAAUCAUUACUUAAAUCAAGAUCAUCCAAAAAUGUCUUGGGAAAUAUCACAAACAAACAAAGUCAAACUACAAAACAAUUCAAAGCAUCAAACUCCUUUAAUAAAAGGAAAGUUAGUCAACCCCAAAUUUACAAAAGUCAGAACACUUCAUCUUCAUCUAAUUCUUCGUUAAAAUCAAAUAAAACCCAGAAACAAAAAGUCCUCAAUACUCCAAUUACUCCAUCAGGUAACAGUCCGAUCAAAUCAAUUGGAUCUAAACCAGAACAAAGACCACCAGUAUUAAAUGAAGUUCAAAGAAAACAUGAUUUAUCCGGAAAAUUUGGUAAUAAGUCUAUUAAAAAUUUUGAAUAUAUUUGUGAUGAAAUGUUUAAUGAAGAACCUGAUAAAGAAAAUAAACUACCAUCGAGGACUGCUUCUCAAAGAAAAAGAGAAGGUGUUUUAGCUAGGAAAGAAAGAGAAUUGGCGGAACAAGUUCAUCGAAAGAAUGAAGAAAGGGAAAAGAAAUUAAAAGCUGCAGAAGAAGCCAAAAGAAGAGCACUUGAGGAGGAAGAACGUCGACUCAAUGAUGCAAGAAGAUUACAAUUUGAACAAAAUGAAAAAGAAUUACAAUUGAAAAAGGAUUUGGAAGAGAAACAAAGAAUUGCAUUGACAAAAUUAAACAAACGUCAAAGUACUCAUGAUUUUGAGGAUUUAGUUGACUCGAAUAGUAAUAGAAGAUCAAUAACUGAACAACCACCACCAAUUAAAUCAUUACUUGAUCCAAGAUCCAAUCCAAUAAUAAGAGCAAGAACAAUGGGAGCACCAUCAAGAUCAAGAAAUGUAAUGACAAGUAACAUAAAUAGUCCACAAAUCAAUGAAAACACAUCGAAAGUAUUACAAAAAUUAGGUAUUGAUGUUGCACCUUCACCUAAAAAGUUCACAAAAGAUUUUAAAACUUCCAGUUCCAAAAAUUUAGCAUCAUUUAUAACUCCUUCUCCAUCUGGAUUUAAGAAUUUGAAAACAUCAAGCUCAAGAAAUUUGGCAGGUUUGUUAAAUAAUGAUACUACUAUAGAAUCAUCAAAACAAAUUGGAAACAAUUCGACAAAAUUAACACCAUCCGAAUCAUCAUCAAAAAAUUCAAUAAAUAAAAGACAUAGUACCCAAAGUUCAUAUUAUAAAUCAAUGCUUAAUGAUAUUGAUGAAAACAAACCUCAGAAAACAAUGAAAACUGCAUCUAUUCCAACAUUAGUUCCAGAAGAUGAUGAAUUAAAUAAUUCUUCAAUGUCAUUAAUUCCAAAUCCAAGAUUUUCUAGAUUUUCAUUUGGAGGAUUGUUACAAUCUCAAACAGUCGCAAAUGAAGAAGGUGAUAUCACUAUUAUGAUUCAAACUUUGAAUAACUCAAGUACAGUUGUUAGAAGAUCAAAUGAAUCUACUCAUUCUGCAUUUACUUCUGGGUUAGGUAUUAAAGUUAUAGAUACAACAAUCAAAGAAGAUGAUGCUGAGGAAAAUCAAGACGAACCACAAAAUUCAUCAACUUCUUAUAAAUCAAAAAAUAGAAAUUUUCAAUUACAUAAAGAUGUGAAAUAUGAUGAUUUUGAAGAUGAUAAUUCAGAUGCAACAACAGUAGAAUCAGAAUAUUCAUAUAUUUCUCUGAAUCAUUUACAAAUUAUCCAAGAUCAUACCAAUAACAACAAUCCUGAAAAAUUACUUGAAAAUGAAUUAUCAAAUUUUGAUUUAAUUAGUUCAAGAACUGCAGAUAUUGGAAAAGUCAAUAAACAAAAACCAAGUAUUGUAAGUUCAAAGGAAACAUUGAUUGAAACAAGUAAGGAUGAUUUAGAUAGGAAUACAUCUAAAAAUGGUGAUACUUUUGUUGCAAGAGUAAAUGAUGAUUUUGAUGAUGAUGAUGAAAAUUAUUCAUCAAUUGAUGAGAAUUCAAUGAUUGGUGAACCAGUAAAUGAAGUUAAUAAGGAUCAAAAUAAUAUUGGAAAUAAUUUUAAAAGAUCAAGACAUUCAACUGGAAUAUUUAGUACUGCUCAAUUACCAAGAAGUCCUCAUGUUCAAUUGCCUGAAACUACUACUGUUACAAACAAAAAAGAAAGUAGAAAAUCGAACUUAGGUAAUGAACAUGUAAUUACUAGUCCGGUUCAAGAUCAAUUUGAUAAUGCAGCACCUAAAGAAACUUCAUUAUUUAGAAAAUUAUCGUUGAAUCCAAAAAGAAAUGCUCCAAAAGCUCCACAUAUUUCACAUCCAGUUCUUCAAACAACACAACCACAACAACCACAACUGGCCCAACCAAACAAAGGUCAUAAUCGAUUUAGUAGAAUAUCAGUUAUUUCAAAAAAUUUAUUAGACCAACCUCAACAAAAAUUACAAGAUCAACCUCAACCCAAAAAAUCAAAUUGGUUCAAGAAAUUUUUCCAAUCAUUAAGUGGAACCACAAACACAAAUUCAUCUUCAAUUAUAAAACUGGAUGAUGAAUAUUCUUCUAAAAACAAUAAAGAUAUUAAAAUAAUUUCAACAACAAUAAAAUUUAAAUCAUUAAUUAAAAUUUUAAAAUCUCAAAUUGAAUUAAAAAAAUUAGAUGGUUCAAUAAUUAAUUCGAAUAUAGAUGAAGAAUUUGGUAUAAUUACAGGUAUAAUCCCCAAAAAGUUUUCAAAUUCAAAUAAAAAAUUGGUUUUUAAAAUUGAAAUUAUUGAUUUAAUUAAUUCAAGUUCUUUACAUUUAAUUAAAAUUAAGGGAAAUGAACGAGGAUUUAUUAAUUUUGUUAAAAUUGUUGAAUUUGUAAUUAGAAAUGAAGAAGAGAAUGUUGUUUGA
Messenger RNA from Lodderomyces pseudojiufengensis, 4215 nucleotides. RefSeq names its product protein kinase (gene HSL1). The transcript has a single exon. The record is from RefSeq and is a predicted model, not a curated record. Gene Ontology annotation, cellular component: cytoplasm. Gene Ontology annotation, molecular function: protein serine/threonine kinase activity; ATP binding; tau-protein kinase activity. Lineage: Eukaryota; Fungi; Ascomycota; Pichiomycetes; Serinales; Debaryomycetaceae. Bases 1 to 4215 code for a protein of 1404 amino acids. Gene Ontology annotation, biological process: protein phosphorylation; intracellular signal transduction; microtubule cytoskeleton organization.